AUGGAGACCGAGCUGGAGUCUGUUAGUGGAAGAAGAGUUCGGGCUAUUGAGGUGUUUGCUUACGCCUUGAGGUUCUUCAGAGAACAUGCUUUAAAGCGUACAGAGGUUAGACCGCGUGUGGCUCGUCCAUUUUCUGUGGUUGUUGCUAUAGAUUUUGGCACCACCUCCAGUGGCUAUGCAUUCAGUUUCACAGAAGAUCCUGAGACCAUUCACAUGAUGAGACGGUGGGAGGGUGGCGACCCUGGUGUAGCCAAUCAGAAGAGUCCAACUUGCCUACUGCUGACCCCUGACCUCCGGUUCCACAGUUUUGGCUUUGCAGCUCGAGACAGCUAUCAUGACCUUGACCCUGAGGAAGCCAGGCAUUGGCUCUACUUUGACAAAUUCAAAAUGAAAAUCCACAGCACCAGUGAUCUCACUAUGGAGACCGAGCUGGAGUCUGUUAGUGGAAGAAGAGUCUGGGCUAUUGAGGUGUUUGCUCACGCCUUGAGGUUCUUCAGAGAACAUGCUUUAAAGGAGGUGAAGGACCAGUCUUUCUCUGUGCUGGAAGGUAAUGAAGUACGUUGGGUCAUCACUGUUCCUGCGGUGUGGCGGCAACCAGCCAAGCAGUUCAUGCGAGAAGCUGCAUAUUUGGCAGGUUUGGUGACUCCAGAUUCUCCUGAGCAGCUCCUCAUAGCUCUGGAACCAGAGGCUGCAUCCAUCUACUGCAGGAAGCUCCGUCUACACCAGGUCAUUGACCUCAGUCAACCACUAGUAACUAAUGGUUUAGAUGUGGACGGGUCCCGCCCUUUUGAUUCCAGUUUUAGGCAAGCACGCGAGCAGCUCCGCAGAGCCAGGCAUAGCAGAACUUUUCUGGUGGAGAGUGGUACUGGAGAAUUAUGGUCUGAGAUGCAGACAGGUGACCGGUACAUUGUGGCAGACUGUGGUGGUGGGACAGUGGAUCUGACAGUGCAUCAGAUUGAGCAGCCACAGGGCUCUCUGAAGGAGCUUUACAAAGCCUCAGGGGGUCCAUAUGGAGCAGUUGGUGUGGAUCUUGCCUUUGAGGCCAUGUUGUGCCAGAUCUUUGGGGCUGACUUCAUUGAGAGUUUUAAAGCUAAACGUCCAGCAGCUUGGGUGGACCUUACCAUUGCAUUUGAAGCCCGCAAGCGCACAGCGGCUCCUGGCCGGGCCAACUCAUUAAACAUCUCGCUGCCCUUUUCCUUCAUUGACUUCUACAAGAGACACCGGGGGCAGAGUGUGGAGACUGCCCUGCGCAAGAGCAAUAUGAAUUUUAUAAAGUGGUCAUCUCAAGGGAUGCUGAGGCUGUCUGCGGAAGCCAUGAAUGAGCUUUUCCAGCCGACCAUCAACAACAUCAUAAAACAUAUUGAGAACCUGAUGCAGAAGGAAGAAGUAAAGGGUGUGCGUUUUCUCUUCUUGGUUGGAGGAUUUGCAGAGUCGCCCAUGCUUCAACGCGCGGCACAAAAUGCACUAGGGCGAAACUGCCGUAUCAUAAUUCCACAUGACGUAGGUCUAACCAUCCUCAAGGGUGCAGUCCUGUUUGGUCUAGAUCCCACUGUUGUCCGUGUACGCCGUUGCCCAUUAACUUAUGGUGUUGGGGUUUUGAACCGCUUUGUGGAAGGCCGACACCCUCGUGAUAAGCUUCUCAUAAAAGAUGGCCGAGAAUGGUGCACUGACAUCCUGGACCGCUUUGUAAGUGUUGAUCAAUCGGUGGCCUUGGGAGAGGUGGUGAGGCGGAGCUACACUCCAGCAAGAAUGGGACAAAGAAAGAUCAUCAUCAACAUCUACUGCAGUGACACUGAUGACAUAACCUACAUUACCAACCCCGGGGUGAGGAAGUGUGGUGCCAUCACGCUAGACCUGCUUGAGUCAGGGGCAGUGGCAGCUAGCGCUGGUGAUAACGAUAAAGGAUCAGUGUUUGAACGCAGGGAGAUUCGCACGACGAUGCAGUUUGGAGACACUGAGAUCAAAGUCACAGCUGUUGAUGUGGCAACCGGCCAACUGGUGCGGGCAUCAAUUGAUUUCCUGUCCAACUGAUCCUAUUGUGCCGUUUGAGAGAACUGUAUUGCGAAUGUGAAGGACAUUUAACGACAGCUAAUCUCAUCAAUUAAUGCCUUAAAUAAUAGCUUUGAGGUUGAAGAUCUGGAUAUCCAAGGAUCGCAGAUAUAAAAACUGGAAGGCUGAAUUAUAAACCGGAACAUUACUGGGAUUCCCUGUAAUUGUGCAAAGCACUAGCUAUGAGGACUGUCUCUGAAUUAAGUGUACUGUAAGCUUUGGAUAAGAAAGAUUCUAAAUUAAUAGCAAUGAAAAUUUCAGUUACAUCAUGUGCCACAGAAAAAAAUAAAUAACUAGAACUUUGGAUGGGAACCGCAUUUACUAGAAUGAUCAAAUAAGCAUACAUUUAAAUUUUUUUAUUUGUUUCCUAUUAGUUUAGUAACACAGAGGAGCUAGUUUUAGUUCAGUUACUCCUUGUGGUGAUCAUCACACAUGCAGUAAGUAGACAUUAUAUUCCUUCUAAGUUAGCAGACACUUAGUAUUUUAAUUAUCAGAUAAAGCCACUUAAGGUUUUUUUUGGUAAACAUUCUCUAUAACUAUACACUAAUCAUUACAAACUUGUAUCAGGACACUCUUAAGAAUUUAAAUUAUAGUUGCGCCACCUGGAGGUAAGAAGAGGAAGUGAUCAGCUAGAAUGAUGUUAAAAGGAUAGUUAACAAAUUAAGUUCAAAAUUUCAGAUUUCCUACAGAGGUACAAAAGAGGUAGUUACAUUAUGGAAUGCAAUUUGUAAAAAAAAAAAUUAUACCUGAUUGUAAUUGUAGUUUAUUUGCUCUACAAAGAACCUGGUUGAGACAUUUAGGUUUUGUUUUUUUUCCAUUUCUUUUCAGGCACCAUUAGAAUAGCUAAAGCUUAUGAAACACUACCUCUCAAGACUUUAAAUUAUUCCAGGUCUAAACUAAAAGUGAUUAUGACAUUCAUCAUUGACAUUUGAACUUUUAGUCUUUCAUCUGCCUCAUAUGAGCAAUGUUGUUGGCUUUUUACCCAUCCAGGAGGUAAGAAAACUGUUGUAAUUUUUAACACAAACCUGCUUCAAAGAUGUUGGCAAUAUUACUAUUAAGUAUGCUGGACAUCAGUCUGACAUAUGGGAAUUAAGCUGGGCUUUAAAUCACAUCAUACUGUUAGCAUAUAGUCCUACAAUUUUGACUUUAGUUUAAUACAUACUAUGAAGCUGUUUGUAUACUAAUCACAAUGCCUGAAAAUAAAAUAUAUUUUCCUUUAGAUGUUAUAAUGCUUAAGAUAUUAAUUCUAAUGUCUGAAGUCUCU
Molecule: messenger RNA, 3313 nt
Organism: Sinocyclocheilus grahami
Lineage: Eukaryota; Metazoa; Chordata; Actinopteri; Cypriniformes; Cyprinidae
Product: heat shock 70 kDa protein 12B-like
Exons: 11
Coding region: 1-2031 (676 amino acids)
Source: RefSeq, a predicted model, not a curated record